Molecule: messenger RNA, 1864 nt
Organism: Gilbertella persicaria
Lineage: Eukaryota; Fungi; Mucoromycota; Mucoromycetes; Mucorales; Choanephoraceae
Exons: 1
Coding region: 23-1780 (585 amino acids)
Molecular function (GO): protein binding
Source: RefSeq, a predicted model, not a curated record
UUUUUUUUUUUAUUUUUUUCUCAUGAAAUCUUGGAGUAGCUUACCUUCCGAAUUAUUACAAAACAUUCUUCACUUUUUGACGACAAAAGAUGUUCUUCAGUGUCAACUUGUUUGCCAUAACUGGACAAAAACGGCUCAACAAAUCAUAUAUAGAGAUGUUAGAUUGGAGAGUGAAGCUCAGGUAGCUUUGUUUAUCAAGACGAUAUCCUGUUUAGACUUGUCCUUUGGGAACUAUCUUAGAAAACUGUACAUUCAUUACAACUACCAAGACAACGAAUCAAAUAACACGUUUGAAUAUCUUACCAAGUACUGUCCCUACCUUGAAGACUUGGAGUUAACUACCACCAAUGAAAUGUAUUGGAAAAGAAUAAAACAAGAACAAGAGAAAGGAACUUGGCCUUAUUUAAACACACUCCAAUGCCCCUCAUCCAAAGCAGAGUUCAAGUCGUAUUAUGAAACAAUUACAGCCAUGUGUGUCACCAUGAAAUCUAUUAUGUUGUGCGAUUAUUUCUUUUUCCAAUAUUCAGCAGAGAGCGUCAAACAAUUCAGACGCGCAGAAAAACUUGCAUUUAUCCGAUCAAGUGAACUUUCGUUACAAGAGCUGAAUACUGUCAUUGAUGCCUUACCGUCAUUGACGACACUGGUUCUCAAGCUGUAUUCUCCCAUGUCAGCACAACCUUUAGAACGAUACGAUAUGUCAGCCGUCUUGCCAUGCUCGAAUUUAACUCGACUUGAUGCUUUUAUUUUUCUCGGUUCAGAAAAUGCGUUCCUGUACAUCAUGAACAAGUUCCCUGGUUUAAAGCGCUUGGAUGUGAAUUACCCUAAUGCACCGUUAAUAUCGCCCAUGUAUCCAGCUUUUAGCUUAUCGAUUAUUGAGCGACUGGCAGACUAUUUGAAUGGAUUAGAGAGUUUUCAUAUCAGACAAAUCAGCUUUGAAAACAUGGCAGACUUUGUGCUUGUGGCAGCGAAAAAGAUGUGCAAAAAAAGGCUGCAGGUGGAUAUCGCUAUUGACAUACAAUCUAACCAAAUCAAGCUGACCAAUCUUGACAUAUCUUGUAAACACAAAGAUCAAGCAGGUGAACCAAGCAUGAAUCUACUUGUAAGAAACAAGAACCGUGUGCUUCCUCUCUCAACAGUCCUUGAUAAAUUUGGUACGCUGAUAAAGAACUUGACAAUUUACAACCGGGGUGCACCUUCCAUCUUCUUUGUUGAAAAAGGAACCAACCAUCUAUGUAUUCCACACAGACAUUAUCUUAGUGACAUUUUUGAGGGAUGUCCCAACAUGACAGAACUAAAGCUCAGUGAAGCCAGGCUAAUAGGAUCUGAUCUCAAAGACACAAUCGUUACUUCUGUACAUACCCUUAUUUUAAACAAAUGUGUUUAUUCUCCCUCCGUCUUGCGACAGCUAUCGACUCAAUUGGCCUUUUUGAAAAAGAUGGAAGUCUCUUGUUCAGAAAUCAUUGAUCCAAACACAUUGUUGCCUUUAUCUACAGCUUCGCAUUUCUUUUUCGAUAUGCCAUACACCUCGUUUGAUACGUUUGAGUUUACCAGACUCAGUGUUCAUGCAAAACACAAGUACAUAUUCUUAAAACUCUCGACAGUUCAUGGCGAAUCUUUUCACAAGUUCAACAAGAAGGAUGGAUUUUCAGCUACAGAACAGGAAUAUGAACAAUCAAUCGGUAAUCAUUCAGUCCAUACGCUUCAUAUCGUAUGCAAAGAGAUUAAAUAUGUACAGCUGUCUGAUUUUGGACACCAUGUUUAUCAUAAAGUUGUGCAAUAAAUCAUCUUAUUCAAUAUAAUAUGCGAGAAAUUUAUGCAAAAUAGAAAAAAAAAACCAUAAAUUAAAAACCAAUUUACGCUUCAG